This is a messenger RNA of Solanum dulcamara, 1562 nucleotides long. RefSeq names its product NAC domain-containing protein JA2. Gene Ontology annotation, molecular function: DNA binding. The transcript is spliced from 3 exons. Gene Ontology annotation, biological process: regulation of DNA-templated transcription. The record is from RefSeq and is a predicted model, not a curated record. Lineage: Eukaryota; Viridiplantae; Streptophyta; Magnoliopsida; Solanales; Solanaceae. The coding region runs from base 107 to 1147 and encodes 346 amino acids.
CAUUUCGAAAAGAAAAAAAGGUUUAGGAAAAUUGAAUAAAAUAAUUUUCAUUUUCCUCUUUCAAAAAUUGAAAAAAAUAAUCAAGUUUUUAGAAAAAAAUUGUAAAAUGGGUGUUCAAGAAAAAGAUCCUCUUUUGCAAUUAAGUUUGCCACCAGGAUUUAGAUUUUAUCCAACUGAUGAGGAGCUUUUAGUUCAAUAUUUAUGCAAGAAAGUUGCUGGCCAUGAUUUUGCUCUAGAAAUUAUUGGAGAAAUUGAUUUGUACAAAUUUGAUCCUUGGGUUCUACCUAGUAAGGCAACAUUUGGAGAAAAGGAAUGGUAUUUCUUUAGUCCAAGAGAUAGAAAGUACCCGAACGGAUCGCGACCGAAUAGAGUCGCGGGUUCGGGUUAUUGGAAAGCAACGGGUACUGAUAAGGUCAUAAUUUCACAAGGAAAGAAAGUCGGAAUUAAGAAAGCACUUGUGUUUUAUGUGGGUAAAGCACCAAAAGGAUCUAAAACAAAUUGGAUCAUGCAUGAAUAUAGACUUUUUGAAUCUUCAAGGAAAAAUAAUGGAAGUUCAAAGCUAGAUGAAUGGGUGCUUUGUCGAAUUUAUAAGAAGAAUUCAAGUGGACCAAAACCUCUUAUGUCUGGUUUACACAGCAGCAAUGAAUACAGCCAUGGUUCUUCCAAUUCCUCCUCAUCCCAAUUCGAUGAUAUGCUCGAAUCGUUACCAGAAAUGGAUGAUCGAUUCUCCAACUUGCCGAGAUUGAACUCUCUUAAGACCGAAAAACUGAACCUCGAACGCCUGGAUUCAGCCAAUUUCGAUUGGGCAAUCCUUGCUGGGCUCAAACCCAUGCCGGAAUUGGGCCCAGCAAAUAACGCUCCAGGCGUUCAGACUCAGGCUCAGGGGCAUGUCAACAACCUUAUCCACAACCACAACAACAACAACAAUAUGAAUUUUCUGAACGAUGUUUAUGUACAUCCUCCUACGAAUUUCCGAGGCAACACCAAGGUUGAAAGCAUUAAUUUGGAUGAAGAAGUUGAAAGCGGGAUCAGAAAUCGACACUUCCAAGAGAGUGUAGGUGGAUUUUCCCAAACGUAUACGAACAGUGUCGGCCAAUUCGGAAUUCAGUGUCCGAAUCAGGAGUUAAAUCUGGGGUUCAGGCAAUAGGACAUUGAAAAAUAGGAAAAUUGUAACUUGUAAUAGCUUGAAAUCUGAAUGCCAGUAUACUGUAUAUAUACAGAACAGAAGAUCUGGAUUUGACUUAGAUUUCUUUGCCCCUACAGAUUUGAAUAAGAGGAAGAAGAGAUUCAUGGCACAGAGGAAAUAAAUGUUCUUUAAUCAAGUUGCCUUGGAAGUCAUAAGGGCACGUCAAAAGAACAUUUUAUUGUACACAUACAGGAAAUAUAUGCAGGGGCAUGUAUAUUCUUUUAGGAACUGGGCUUAUAGUUUGUUUUGUUUUAGUUGUGAUAAUACAUUUCCAGAUUUUGAUGUGUUCUGUAAUUCAAGUUAGAAGAUAUAUAGAGUAUCUAUAUGUAAACACUUCAAUUCUUUUUUGAUGUGUAUCAAAGUUCUAUUUGUAUGA